AUGUCUACACACUCCGCCGUCGCAACAGUGGCUAAGAAGGCGCCUCUUGAGAUCAUCCAAGUUCCCACUACAACCCCGGAAGCGCAGCAGGUUCGCCUUCGUGUUGAGUGGACUGCCUCCACACCCCUCGAUCUGCACCAGAACGACGGGGCCUUACUCGUAAAGCACCCUCAGGUCCUUGGCGACAGUGUCGCUGGUACCGUGGUCGAAGUAGGAUCGGAAAUCAAGCGACUGAGGGUUGGAGACAAAGUGUUCGGCUUUACCUGGAAGACCCAAGCUCAAAAGGCCUAUCAGGAAUUCUGUACUACAGACGAAUGGCUUCUGGCCAAGCUACCCGAAGGCUUCACUCCGAUGGAGGCUGUAACGCUUCCGAAUAACUUUGUAACCGUAUUCCACUCUCUUACGACAGAUCUGGGCCUGGAAACACCCUGGCCGAAACCUGAGAGUUAUGUGCCUGACGAUGCCGACUCUGCGAUAUUGGUCUGGGGUGGCUCCUCGUCAGUGGGUCAAUUCGCCAUCCAGAUCCUGCGCUACUACGGUUACGAGAACAUUCUGGCGACAGCGUCUCAGAAACACCACGAGAAGCUACGCAUCCUUGGCGCGUACAAGGUGUUCGACUACAACAAUCCAGAUGUCGUUGAGUCUGUCCUGAAGUCUGGUGGUGACCGCGGAGUUCCACUGGUCUAUGACUGUAUCGGCAGCCUGAAGGGUAGCAUCGCACCGAUCGCCAAGCUCGCGAAGAAGGGUGCCAAGGUCGCCGUACUACUACCCGUGGUUGUGCGCGAUUCGACCGAGACAGAGGACCCAGAGUAUGAGAUGGACGUGGGCAAAGUGGCCAAGUGGAAUGACGGGGUCGAUAAUGAGUUCUUCAAACACCAUCUUCAGCCCGACAUCAUGCCGACUUUGUUGAAGGAUGGUGUUGUGACGCCGCAAAAGCAAAGGAUCGUUGAGGGCGCGACGCUGCUGGAGAGGGCGCAGAAGGCGAUGGACAUGCUGAGACGCAAAGAAGCGAGUAUGGAGCGUCUUGUCUGGCGGGUCAGCGACGCAUAG
Messenger RNA from Alternaria triticimaculans, 1050 nucleotides. RefSeq lists its product as uncharacterized. The coding region runs from base 1 to 1050 and encodes 349 amino acids. The transcript has 3 exons. NCBI's taxonomy places the organism in Eukaryota, Fungi, Ascomycota, Dothideomycetes, Pleosporales, Pleosporaceae. Gene Ontology annotation, molecular function: oxidoreductase activity, acting on NAD(P)H. The record is from RefSeq and is a predicted model, not a curated record.